This is a messenger RNA of Cynocephalus volans (Philippine flying lemur), 2547 nucleotides long. RefSeq names its product neuroligin 3 (gene NLGN3). Gene Ontology annotation, biological process: modulation of chemical synaptic transmission; neuron cell-cell adhesion; presynaptic membrane assembly. The transcript has 7 exons. Gene Ontology annotation, molecular function: neurexin family protein binding; signaling receptor activity. The record is from RefSeq and is a predicted model, not a curated record. NCBI's taxonomy places the organism in Eukaryota, Metazoa, Chordata, Mammalia, Dermoptera, Cynocephalidae. Bases 1 to 2547 code for a protein of 848 amino acids. Gene Ontology annotation, cellular component: cell surface; synapse; postsynaptic specialization membrane.
AUGUGGCUGCGGCUUGGCCCGCCCUCGCUGUCCCUGAGCCCCAAGCCCACAGUUGGCCGGAGCCUGUGCCUCACCCUGUGGUUCCUCAGUUUGGUUCUGAGGGCCAGUACACAGGCCCCAGCACCCACAGUCAAUACUCACUUUGGGAAGCUAAGGGGUGCCCGGGUACCUUUGCCCAGUGAGAUCCUGGGGCCUGUGGACCAAUACCUGGGAGUACCCUACGCAGCUCCCCCAAUUGGCGAGAAACGUUUCCUGCCCCCCGAACCACCCCCAUCCUGGUCGGGCAUCCGGAACGCCACACACUUUCCCCCAGUGUGCCCCCAGAACAUCCACACAGCUGUGCCCGAAGUCAUGCUGCCAGUCUGGUUCACUGCCAACUUGGAUAUCGUCGCUACUUACAUCCAGGAGCCCAAUGAAGACUGCCUCUACCUGAAUGUCUAUGUGCCCACGGAGGAUGUAAAGCGGAUUUCCAAGGAAUGCGCCCGAAAGCCCAACAAGAAAAUUUGUAGGAAAGGAGGAUCCGGCGCUAAGAAACAGGGCGAGGACUUAGCGGAUAAUGACGGGGAUGAAGAUGAAGACAUCCGGGACAGUGGUGCUAAGCCCGUCAUGGUCUACAUCCACGGAGGCUCUUACAUGGAAGGGACAGGCAACAUGAUUGAUGGCAGCGUCCUCGCCAGUUAUGGCAACGUCAUCGUCAUCACCCUGAACUACCGGGUUGGGGUGCUAGGUUUCCUGAGCACUGGAGAUCAAGCUGCCAAGGGCAACUAUGGGCUCCUUGACCAAAUCCAGGCCCUCCGCUGGGUGAGUGAGAAUAUUGCCUUCUUUGGAGGAGAUCCCCGCCGUAUUACCGUCUUUGGCUCAGGCAUCGGUGCCUCCUGUGUCAGCCUCCUCACACUGUCACAUCACUCUGAGGGGCUUUUCCAGAGGGCCAUCAUCCAAAGUGGUUCUGCUCUGUCCAGCUGGGCUGUGAACUACCAGCCAGUGAAGUACACCAGCCUGCUGGCAGACAAAGUGGGCUGUAACGUGCUAGACACCGUGGAUAUGGUAGACUGUCUUCGGCAAAAGAGCGCCAAGGAGCUGGUAGAGCAGGACAUCCAGCCAGCCCGCUACCAUGUGGCCUUUGGCCCUGUGAUUGAUGGUGAUGUCAUUCCUGAUGACCCUGAGAUCCUCAUGGAACAGGGCGAGUUCCUCAACUAUGACAUCAUGCUAGGUGUCAACCAGGGUGAGGGUCUCAAGUUUGUGGAAGGGGUGGUGGACCCUGAGGAUGGUGUCUCUGGCACUGACUUUGACUAUUCCGUCUCCAACUUUGUGGACAAUCUGUAUGGCUAUCCUGAGGGUAAGGACACCCUGCGGGAGACCAUCAAGUUCAUGUACACAGACUGGGCAGACCGUGACAACCCUGAGACCCGCCGUAAAACACUGGUGGCACUCUUCACUGACCACCAGUGGGUGGAGCCCUCAGUGGUGACUGCCGAUCUGCACGCCCGCUAUGGCUCACCCACCUACUUCUACGCCUUCUACCAUCACUGCCAGAGCCUCAUGAAGCCUGCGUGGUCAGAUGCAGCUCAUGGGGAUGAAGUACCCUACGUUUUUGGUGUCCCUAUGGUAGGCCCCACUGACCUUUUCCCCUGCAACUUCUCCAAGAAUGAUGUUAUGCUUAGUGCUGUCGUCAUGACCUAUUGGACCAACUUUGCCAAGACUGGGGAUCCCAACAAGCCGGUCCCUCAGGACACCAAGUUCAUUCACACCAAGGCCAACCGCUUUGAGGAAGUGGCCUGGUCCAAAUACAAUCCCCGAGACCAGCUCUACCUUCACAUCGGGCUGAAACCAAGGGUCCGCGAUCAUUACCGGGCCACUAAGGUGGCCUUUUGGAAACACCUGGUGCCCCACCUGUAUAACCUGCAUGACAUGUUCCACUAUACAUCCACAACCACCAAAGUGCCACCCCCGGAUACCACCCAUAGUUCCCACAUCACCCGCAGGCCCAAUGGCAAGACCUGGAGCACCAAGCGGCCAGCCAUCUCACCUGCCUACAGCAACGAGAAUGCCCAAGGGUCAUGGAACGGGGACCAGGAUGCAGGGCCACUCCUGGUGGAGAACCCUCGUGACUACUCCACUGAAUUAAGUGUCACCAUCGCAGUGGGGGCCUCCCUUCUAUUCCUUAACGUUCUGGCCUUCGCUGCCCUCUACUACCGUAAGGACAAACGGCGCCAGGAGCCCCUGCGGCAGCCUAGCCCUCAGAGGGGAGCUGGUGCCCCUGAAUUGGGAGCUGCUCCUGAGGAAGAGCUGGCGGCAUUACAGCUGGGCCCCACCCACCAUGAGUGUGAGGCCGGUCCCCCCCAUGACACAUUGCGCCUCACUGCAUUACCUGACUACACCCUGACCCUGCGGCGCUCCCCUGAUGACAUCCCACUCAUGACCCCCAACACCAUCACUAUGAUUCCCAACUCCCUGGUAGGGCUGCAGACAUUGCACCCCUAUAACACCUUUGCCGCAGGGUUCAACAGUACUGGGCUGCCCCACUCACACUCCACUACCCGGGUAUAG